AUGCAGAUCCACGCACCCGCCGCCCCUGUGGGCUCCCGUCCCUUUUUCCCGCCGCCGUCAAGGUUGCCGGAAAAUUCCAUGUCAAAGCGGUGCAUAUUUGCGUCGUUUUGCUCGAAUGAUCCGGCAGGACACAAUGUCUCUAAUUGGAUAGCGUGUUAUAAUCCUUCUGAUAACACGUUGAGCUUUGUUAGCCAAAUCCCCGACCUAAUAGAGAACCAUGUGUUGAAAGAUUUCGCCAUGGUAUCCAUCAGAGAUUCGAUUUACAUAAUUGGUGGCCGGCUCUGCUCGAAAGAUAGAACCGAAAAUGGGAAUGGAUCUGAAGAGGUUUUUGAUGUUGAUGUGAAAAUACUCCCUUCAGUAUACAACUACAAUGCCAUUAGUGGGCAAUGGUCUAAAUGUGCACCGCUAAAUGUACCGCGCUAUAAUUUUGCUUGUACCAUUUGGGACAACAAGAUCUACGUGGCAGGAGGGCAGUCCACGCUGGGCAGUGCUAGGGCCAUCUCGUCUGCAGAGGUGUACGAUCCCGUCUUGGAUCAAUGGGUCCCACUACAAAACAUGACUAGGAAAAGAUACAAGUGUGUGGGUGUGACGUGGCAAGGAAAAAUCUAUGUGGUGGGUGGGUUUGUGGAAGGGGGAAUGCAAUAUGUGGAGCGUUGCUCGGCCGAUGUGUAUGACGUGGCAAGCGAUCAGUGGGGUCUUGUGGCAGGGAUGUGGCAAUUGGACGUGCCACCUAAUCAAAUUGUUGACGUGGAUGGUAGGUUGUUUAGCUCCGGGGAUUGCCUUACUGCAUGGAAGGGUCACAUUGAAGCCUAUGAUGGGCAACUCAACAUUUGGUACAUGGUUGAAGGAUCACAAAAGAGAUUUUUUCCAUGCGAGGAAAUCGGGCAGCCCAUUGAACGAGUAUACUUGACAAUGGCCCCGCUGGGGUCUCAUCUCUACUUCUUGGUGGGCUAUCGAACGACUGAUGAGCCAUCAAAGACAAUAUCAAUGGUCCAUUCUUUUGACACAUCAGAAGGUAGAUGGAAGAGUUUUGAACCAAUACAAUAUGAUGGAGAAAGGGAGCUUUGUAGCCAUUGUUGUGUAGUUCACCACUCUUAA
Molecule: messenger RNA, 1098 nt
Organism: Ipomoea nil (Japanese morning glory)
Lineage: Eukaryota; Viridiplantae; Streptophyta; Magnoliopsida; Solanales; Convolvulaceae
Product: influenza virus NS1A-binding protein homolog
Exons: 1
Coding region: 1-1098 (365 amino acids)
Molecular function (GO): protein binding
Source: RefSeq, a predicted model, not a curated record